AUGGCGUUUAUUAAAGAGGAGAGUGAAGAUGUGAAGAUUGAAGAAACGUUCAGAGUCAAACAGGAAGAUCUGCAGGAACAAACAGACCUAAUUGAAGAGAUUAAGGUGGAUAAAGAGGAACAACAUCAUGUCAAAAUUGAGGAAAAAACUCAUUUACAGACUGAUGGUAUUUUGAAAAGGAGAGACAAGAAUCGUUUCACCUGCACUCAGUGUGGAAAGAGUUUUGAAAAACAAAGCUAUCUUAAAAUUCACAUGAGGAUCCACACUGGAGAGAAACCAUUUACAUGCACUCAGUGUGGGAAGAGUUUUAACUGCUCAUCACACCUUAAACUACACAUGAGGAUUCACACUGGAGAGAAACCAUACACAUGCACUCAGUGUGGGAAGAGAUUCAUCCGCUCAUUCUCCCUUAAUAAACACAUGAUGAUCCACACUGGAGAGAAACCAUUUACAUGCACUCAGUGUGGGAAGAGUUUCAGGCAAUCAUCAUCCCUUAAUAAACACAUGAUGAUCCACACUGGAGAGAAACCAUUCACGUGCACUCAGUGUGGGAAGAGAUUCAUCCGCUCAUCAUCCCUUAAUCUACACAUGAGGAUCCACACCGGAGAGAAACCAUUUACAUGCACUCAGUGUGGGAAGAGUUUCAGCCAAUCAUCAACCCUUAAUAAACACAUGAUGAUCCACACUGGAGAGAAACCAUACACAUGCACUCAGUGUGAAAAGAGUUUCAGCUACUCAUCACACCUUUAUCUACACAUAAGAAUCCACACUGGAGAGAAACCAUUCGCAUGCACUCUGUGUGGGAAGAGUUUCAGCUGCUCAUCAUCCCUUAAUCAACACAUCAGGAUCCACACUGGAGAGAAACCAUUCACAUGCACUCAGUGUGGGAAGAGUUUCAGCCGCUCAUCAUCCCUUAAUCAACACAUGAGGGUCCACACUGGAGAGAAACCAUUCACAUGCACUCAUUGUGGGAAGAGUUUCAGCCGACCAUGGUCCCUUAAUUUACACAUGAUGAGACACACUGGGGAGAGACCCACAGCUUCGGUGUGGGAAGAGUUUCAGUAACUCCUCAGACCCUAAUAAACGCAUGAAGACUCCCACUGGAGAGAAACCAUUCACAUGCACUCAGUGUGGGAAGAGUUUAAACCGAUCAGCAAAUCUUAAUAAAGGCAUGAAGAUCCACACUGGUGUGAAAGACUAUAUGUGCUUUGAGUGUGAGAAGACUUAUAUUACAAACUGCACAAGACGUUUCAUACUGGAGAGACUGUGCAAGUGUUCACACUCUGACGAGGUUUAAUCAGUUAACACAUCUGAAAACAGAAGAGGAUUCACUGGAGAGAAACUGUACAGAUCUGAUCAGUGUUUACAGAAUUUCACUCAUUUGGUUCAAAAUGUUUGAAAAGGCUGAGUGAUGAUUUACUGUUUUCCAACACUCCUACACUGCAGUAGGUGGGGUUGUAAAUGUGUUGCACUCAUUGCGUUUACCCUAAACACAAUGAUGGCGGUUGAGUGAAGAACAGUUUCAUAAACAUCUGGCAAACAGCGCCUCUGCGGCUUAAAAUCUCUUUGCAAGUGAUUGUACAGGUGCGUAUACAUCUGUACUCCACUCUUCAGUGUAUUCAUGUAACUAGUGUUGUUUUGGAUGAUGUUCUCUGUCUGACUCCCUGAAUGAGAAACAAAUCACUGGGAAGACACCGCACAUCAAAGAAGGUGGAGCUCCAGGACGGUUAGUUUGCAGUAAACCAAGUCUUCAAGUUUAAAAAGCCCAUUCAAUUGUCCUGUGUUGCAUCUUUUAUUAGUAAAGUUUCUUUACUUUUAGGUUUAAAGGGGUGGUCCACUAUGAUAUCAUAUUUUAAACUUUAGCUGAUGUUUAAUGUAGGUGUGUGAACAUAAACAACAUCUCUGAAUGCAAAAAGUUCUAAGUUCAAUGCAAAGGGAGACCUUUGUUUUUACAGAGUUAGCUUAGCAAAGCCUACAAUGAUCAAAUUUUGGGGACUACAAAAAAUACUUCCAGGCCUUGUGAGAUCACAGAAGUUCGUUACUGCGCAUCCAAACUGAGCAGGUAAGGCCCGUGGCCAGAGGCCCUGUAACGUUAUAGCAGAGAUCAAGCUAAAAAUGCGUCUAAACGCUGCUAUUUCCACAGAGCUUCAUCUGUUUCUGUAUUUGGGCUUCCAAAGGACACGACACAAAGACAGAAGUGCUUACAGUUCAAUAUUA
This is a messenger RNA of Danio rerio (zebrafish), 2217 nucleotides long. Lineage: Eukaryota; Metazoa; Chordata; Actinopteri; Cypriniformes; Danionidae. The record is from RefSeq and is a predicted model, not a curated record.